UUCUCCAGUACCGGACACAUCCAACCUUUCCCCCGACGCGAGCGGUGGGGGGAGAGCGCCGACUGCGUGCGCCGGGCAGCCCUAGCUAGGGUUCCAGGGGGAGCGGCGGCGGAGAUGUCGACGCCGGCGAGGAAGCGCCUCAUGCGGGACUUCAAGCGCCUGCAGCACGACCCGCCCGCCGGGAUCAGCGGCGCGCCCUACGACAACGACAUCAUGCACUGGAACGCCGUCAUCUUCGGGCCGGAUGAUACGCCGUGGGACGGAGGAACGUUCAAGCUUAGCAUGCAGUUUGCAGAAGAUUACCCCAACAAGCCGCCAGUUGUUCGCUUUGUCUCUAGGAUGUUUCAUCCAAAUAUUUAUGCAGAUGGGAGCAUUUGCUUGGAUAUUCUACAGAAUCAGUGGAGUCCUAUAUAUGAUGUUGCUGCUAUAUUGACUUCUAUUCAGUCCCUGCUGUGUGAUCCAAAUCCCAACUCUCCAGCAAACUCAGAAGCUGCCAGAAUGUACAGCGAGAACAAGCGAGAGUACAACCGCAAAGUCCGUGAGAUCGUCGAGCACAGCUGGACUGCUGAUUAAGGCAGGGCAAGGGUACCAUUGUCAGAAAAUUAUAAUAAGCAACCGGAAACCUUUCUGGCCUGGCUGUAGUUGGUUCACUGUCAAAACAUUAAAUAUCUGCAGUGAUUGUUUGUAGGUGAAAUAUCUAGUGACUGUCUGUUGUCCUGUCCGUGGUCAUUUUGUGUUUUGGUUGCUGACAUUGCUCUUUUAUGUUGUGCUGUUGAUCUCAACAACAUUGGCAUCUGCAGUAUGUAAAAAGUUAUAGCCUGGGAAUGGUUGAUUGACUUCACAA
Messenger RNA from Lolium rigidum, 844 nucleotides. Its product is annotated as ubiquitin-conjugating enzyme E2 2-like. The transcript has 5 exons. The coding region runs from base 115 to 573 and encodes 152 amino acids. NCBI's taxonomy places the organism in Eukaryota, Viridiplantae, Streptophyta, Magnoliopsida, Poales, Poaceae. The record is from RefSeq and is a predicted model, not a curated record.